Molecule: messenger RNA, 2503 nt
Organism: Procambarus clarkii (red swamp crayfish)
Lineage: Eukaryota; Metazoa; Arthropoda; Malacostraca; Decapoda; Cambaridae
Product: achaete-scute complex protein T3
Biological process (GO): positive regulation of transcription by RNA polymerase II; sensory organ development; axon development
Cellular component (GO): nucleus
Molecular function (GO): E-box binding; DNA-binding transcription factor activity, RNA polymerase II-specific; protein dimerization activity
Source: RefSeq, a predicted model, not a curated record
AGUUGGCCACCGACAGUCAGGAGGAGCAGACGUGCCGCGCUCACCUCCGUUUCAGUCCAAGACCAGGUAGCAACGAAGUCGUCCAUAAAAGAAAGUUUGUGAAAUAUUCCAAUCGCAAGACUUAAUGGAGUGAGUGACUUAAUAGAGAACACUUAUGAUGAUAAUCCAGCUGUGGCGUGUUAGUGAAGGAUAUUACAAACUUGUGUGUACAAGUAAGCUAUGAACAUAGAUAUGACAAGACUGGAAGCACAAGUGGGCGGUCUCCAGGCAGCGAGAGACAUUGUGGACGACAACAAUAACGACAGGGAAGACAUGGAAUCACCAAACAGCAAAACUCCGGGAGGCUGCAGUGGGAAGUAUUUACUACGUCCUCGAUCAGUCCGCGCCCGUCACGGCUGCGACAACGACUGGACUCUGCCGGACACCAGGCGGCAAAAGUCGCGUCCGGCGCCACUUUCCAAGUACCGCAGGAAGACGGCCAAUACUAGAGAGAGAUCGCGUAUGCGACAGAUCAACACGGCCUUCGAUAAGCUUCGGAAAAUGCUUCCAAGUUGGGAUCGCGGCCGUGCUAGCAGCUCGGAGAUGACGAAGAUCACCACGCUUAAACACGCGUGCGCCUACAUCAGGUCUCUCCAAGACAUCCUUGACAGCACCGUCAGCCAACACAUUCGCGAGGGAAGUGCACCGGAGGACACCUGUCCUUGGGUCCUCUCCAGUCUCCUGGAAGAUGCCUCAAGGCUUCAGGAGUCCCAAGUGGACCCCUACCAUAGAUCAUCCACCAGGACCCCGACUAUGGACGUUGACGCUAUUUCCGAGACAGACUUUAUGUCUCUGCUGUGUGAUUCUUCAGAUUCGGGAGUGUUUGAGGAUAAUUUGGAUUCCUUCUCGUACCUGUCUCCCAUGUGUGAAUCUGACGAAGUUGCCUUGUUGCUCCUAGGGGCAGAGCCUCCUACUUACUGGCAAGAUCAAUCCCACACUCAAUUCGCCGUCUGCUGAUAAUGGUUAGAAAAUACUACAUGACAGUGUUGAAAAAAAAAUUGAAAACGAAGGCUGCAUAUAUUGUAACUCAUACACUAAUGGUACGUUAUCUUGCGUAUUAUGCGCCCGAACCGGUGCCUCGCUCCAUAGACGUAGUUUGUGAUUUGACUCCAAGAGACAGUUAAUACAAAAAUAUGACUCGCCCUUGUCGUCUUGGGUCGUUUGAUGCGAGUGCCAGUGUGUAAGUGUGUGUGCUUACUGAAGUGUAAGUGUAAGUGUGAUUUCAUAGCACGGAUAAAAUGAGAUCAAUUGCGUGUGGCCACGGAGAUACGAGAGAACCAUUGCUCUUUGAUCUUCUGGGAUAUAGCACAAAAUAUUCACGUUCCGGUAGAAAUAUAUUGCAUGCCAGAAAUUCCCUGCCGUUAUCAGAGGUUUUUGACCCCCGUUAUCCGCUUCCCUGUGUGUCCAGACCUUUUACUUUAAUACCGAGAUAAGCUUUUAACCCGAUAAUAUUGACCACGAGCCUCUGUUCCUUCAUGGCUAGGAAUGACGCUCGAUUACAAGAAUAAUCCCAAAAGGAGGCAGUAACACAUGCAAUGAGAAUGAUAAACUAGUAAUUAGUUUUUUCUGGUGAAAGAAACAAUAUCUUCUCAGUAAGAAAAUACUGAUUCGAAUUCUCGGAUAAAAUUUCGUAUCUCCUGUAGGACCACUGGUGCCUGGCUCCGGAUAGGGAAGGCUGGAGGGGUAAGGAGGGUUGUGAGAGAUAGCAGCAUGUGCUAUCAUAUCCAUGGAUCGUGUGAUGAUGAUGCCGUUCGUGUGGCUGUCAGUAACGAAAGCGUUGGUAGAUACCGCUGAUAUCUUUCUCACAUUUGAGAUUGUCUAUGCUGGUGUAGUGAACGUGGUGUGAGAUAUCACACACCAGGUAUGAGACAUAUCAUGUACGUGGAACGCCAGAGGCUGUAGCUAGUAUGGCUAUCACGUCCAGAGGUCGUGAGUGUCGUCGGCUGCGCUACAUAUUCUAGUCAAAGCGAUUGUGCCAUAACACGAACUCGUGUCAGAGUGCCAAUUGACACCCUGGUGUUGUGUCAUACAAGUGUAGAUUAGCGAUAGUUACUACUUACUCGGGGUUAGUGUACUGGUAACAUCAUUAUGAGGACUCUUUCUAUUGUGUAUAUAUAUAUAUAUAUAUAUAAUUGGAUAAUGUUCCUCAUUACCAUUUCUUUUUUACAUAUAACAUGUUAUUAACAGUAAAAUUUAUUUAUACAGAUACUUUUGUGUUAUCUCGUUAUGGAUAACGCACAAGAGAACUAUCUUUUUAAACACAUGUUAUGUUGUUAUUAUAACUUUUUCGAUUAGAAGUUUGUAAUAAGGCAAUUUAAAACUUAUCGAUUUUGUCUUUCUCAAUUGUGUUAUUAAUGUCCUUGAGGGCAUGGAGCGUGUAUCGCUUUCCUUGAAUGAAUUUUGAUAUAAUAGUCUAUUCUUGUAGCCUUGUUCUUCCUGCCAUUAAAAAGUAUAACUACUGAUA